AUGUCCUACGAAAUGAACCACGGCCAAAACAUGGCCUACCCCUACCCGCCUCCGACCACCACCACCGUCGCGAUGCCACCCAAGAGCCGCUUCUCCAAGUGGUGGCCCAUCUCCUUCUUCAUCGCCGCCAUCCUCUUCUUCAUCAUCGGCGGCGGCCUCAUCGGCGGGUGGACCGCCUCGUGCGCCAGCAGCAGCUACAGCUACUACGACUACGACUCCAGCUGCCUCUCCAACGGCAUGUGGUACGGCGCGGUGGCCUGCUUUGCCCUCGGCGGCAUCACCAAGUUCGUCGCCUGGAUCCUCUUCAUCGUGUGGUGCGUCAAGCGCAGCUCGCGCACGUCCACCUCGGUCUCGUACACCUACCAGCCCCUCACCUACGCCGGCGCCGCCCCCGUCGCCCCCUCCGCCGCACCCAUGCCCGCCGCCUACCAGAACCACGGCGGCUUCCAGAACGCGCCCCCCUACCAGCCCGCUCGCUCCCCGGCCCCGACCCACUCCAAGGAGCAGCCCAUGGGCGCCACGAAAUACUGUGGCCAAUGUGGUGCGGGCGUUACGACGCCUUACUGCCCUAACUGUGGCAUCUCGGUGUAA
This is a messenger RNA of Chaetomium globosum CBS 148.51, 591 nucleotides long. RefSeq lists its product as uncharacterized. The transcript has a single exon. The record is from RefSeq and is a predicted model, not a curated record. Lineage: Eukaryota; Fungi; Ascomycota; Sordariomycetes; Sordariales; Chaetomiaceae. The coding region runs from base 1 to 591 and encodes 196 amino acids.